Molecule: messenger RNA, 1335 nt
Organism: Paecilomyces variotii
Lineage: Eukaryota; Fungi; Ascomycota; Eurotiomycetes; Eurotiales; Thermoascaceae
Product: putative methyltransferase-domain-containing protein
Exons: 1
Coding region: 420-1310 (296 amino acids)
Cellular component (GO): nucleolus
Molecular function (GO): rRNA (adenine) methyltransferase activity
Source: RefSeq, a predicted model, not a curated record
CUGGAGCCAUGGCUGUCUGUCGGCGUGCUCGUCGUUGUUGUCGCGAUAGUCGAGAGUCGAAUUCUUUGGAGAGUAUUCGCUUAGCGAAAACCCUAGGACUGCUGUGGGUCACCUGACCUGCCGCGGCGGUGUUGGGCUUUGCCGAGUGCCCUAGAGACUAACAGGACUUUAGCGUAUCCGGUAACUAACUCUUCCAGAUCAACUCCCUUCCACGCACGGACUCUUAAUCAGCAAAAGUCGCGAUAGUCGCAUCAGACAACAGACAACAGGCCUUUGUCUGUGACUUUGGAGCGCUACGAGGACUCUUUCAUCUGUCUAGUUAGAAGGAUCAUGGCAAAGAUGUCUUCUAGCAACUGCUAAUCAAUUGCCAUUAUAUAUCAUUAUUCAUUUCAGAGUCUUCUCUCGAAGUCCAUCUCAUAAUGACAGCCAAGAAGACACCCAAGAAACUUUCGCAGCUUUCACGCGGCCGUCCACCAACGCUGCGUGCGGGUCGUCCAGCCUUAUCUGCAAAGGCGACCAGAAAUUUGAUCCGUUCUCACCAUCGGCUCUUGAAAGCACGUGCGCAGGCUCUAGAAGCAGGUGAUGACGAUCUAGUCCGCAAGCUUGAUAGUCAGAUUCAGGCGAAUGGUGGGUUAGAGAGUUAUCAGCUCGCCAGCAAGAUUGGACAAUCGCUGGAGCGAGGUGGUGAUACCAGCAAGCUCUUGAUUGAAUGGAUCAACUCGACGUUGAGGGAGCUCAAAGGGACUCCAUUCAAACUGCGCGUGCUUGAGGUCGGAGCACUUAGUACAAAAAAUGCGUGUUCUUUGAACCCAUUUCUCGACGUCACUAGGAUCGAUCUACAUUCUCAGGAACCCGGUAUUCAGCAGCAGGAUUUUAUGGAGAGGCCCCUCCCUGCUUCGCAUGAAGAUCAGUUCCAUCUAAUCAGUCUGUCGCUGGUACUGAAUUACGUGCCGGACGCCAUCGGGCGAGGCGAGAUGCUCAAGCGCUGUGUGAAUUUCCUCACAGACGUGUUUCCUUCUGGGUGCCCAAUGACGGGUUUCAAGCCCUUGCUGUUCCUUGUGCUACCAGCUGCGUGUGUUACCAAUUCAAGAUAUCUCACAGAAGAGAAAUUGCGACGAAUAAUGUCCAGUAUAGGCUUCUCUCUGGCCAGAAGCAAAACGACCUCCAAACUGAUAUAUCAGCUCUGGGAAUAUAGCGCAACUCCAGAUAAAAUGCUCUUCAAGAAGGAAGUGAUCAAUCCUGGCAGGACCAGAAACAAUUUCGCCAUCGUUCUCCGCGACAGCCUCUCAGCAUCUGUGUCAGAGACAUAGUCACCAAGGGCAAAUCCAACGAAGA